AUGACUUCACCCUCAGCAUCAACAGAAGCCCACCUCACAACAGAACACGGCGCCUGCGUGCUAACCUACAACCCACUCAACCCACUCGCCAUCAUCGACUCAGUCGGCUCCGACGAAGCGGGAGCAAAAGCUAUCUUCAUCGGCACGACGCGAAACUCGUUUAAAGGAAAAGUCGUAACGCGACUCGAGUACCAAGCGUACAGCAAACUUGCGAUUAAAACAAUGGCCGACAUCGUUCACGCCGCACGAACGUCUUCUACCUCUCAACAACCAGAGCAUAACUCACACGCCUCAUGCCUCAUCCGAUGCGUAGUCCACCACAGACUCGGACCAGUCCCCGUCGGCGAACCAUCCAUCGUCAUCGCAGUCUCCUCACCACAUCGCAAAGAAGCCUUCCGCGCAUGCGAGUUCAUCCUCGAAGAAGUCAAGCUAAAAGCUCAAAUUUGGAAGAGGGAGUUUUACGAGGGAGAGCGAGAAGAGGACGCUGAGUGGAAGGCUAACAAUGCACCUUGA
Molecule: messenger RNA, 513 nt
Organism: Fomitiporia mediterranea MF3/22
Lineage: Eukaryota; Fungi; Basidiomycota; Agaricomycetes; Hymenochaetales; Hymenochaetaceae
Product: molybdenum cofactor synthesis 2
Exons: 2
Coding region: 1-513 (170 amino acids)
Biological process (GO): Mo-molybdopterin cofactor biosynthetic process
Cellular component (GO): cytosol
Source: RefSeq, a predicted model, not a curated record